ACUGCCUCUGAAAAGCAAUGGAAAAAAUAUUCUCAGACACAUCUAACAUGUCAUUUGAGGAGCUGUUGGAAUUGCAGAGCCAAUUGGGGACUAAGACAUACAAACAACUGGUAGCUGGAAACAGCACUAAGAAGCAAGGUUCUAGACCACUUGUCCAAAAUGCAUGUGUUGCAGAUAAGCACAGACCUCUGGAAAUGUCAGCCAAGGUCCGGGUGCCAUUUUUGCGUCAAGUUGUCCCCAUCUGUAAGAAGGUGGCCCGGGAUCCCCGCUUUGACGAUUUGUCAGGGGAAUAUAAUCCUGAAGUGUUCGACAAAACAUAUCAAUUCCUGGAUGGCAUCCGAGCCAAAGAGAAAGAGCUUGUGAAAAAGCAGCUGAAGAAGCACCGUUCAGGGGAGGAGCAUGAGAAACUGCAGCAGCUGCUUCAGCGAAUGGAGCAGCAAGAAAUGGCACAGCAGGAACGAAAGCGGCAGCAGGAGCUGCGCCUGGCUCUGAAGCAGGAGCGGCGGGCUCAGGCCCAGCAGGGCCAUCGUCCAUAUUUCCUGAAGAAAUCUGAACAGCGCCAGUUGGUCCUAGCAGAGAAGUACAAGGAGUUGAAACGCAGCAAGAAGCUAGACAGCUUCUUGAGUCGAAAAAGGCGCCGAAACGCAGGCAAGGACAGGCGACAUCUCCCUUUGAACAAAGACUAAUAAGGAACUGACCUCAGCUCUCCCACUGCCCCAGUGAGAAAUGGAUCUGUGGGGACAGAUUUGGGCUUGGCCAGUUCUGGAUCUUUCCUAUUCAAGGACAAGGAUCACAGCUGCCCUUGAACUAGAUUGGCUCAGAGAUGACUAGAGGGUUCUUGGACGGGCCCAGGGCUGGACAGAAAGAACAGCUCAGCCUUCUGCCACGCCAUACUUUCUGCUCAGAUCUGGUUCAUCAUGUCCUCAUGUCCUCCCAUCCUUGCCUUAAACCAAUAAUUCUGAUAUAGAAGGAAAAGGGUCAGUGACCUUAAGGCUGGUGAAGGCCAUGGAGUCUGUUGAUGGCUUCCAGGACUGGAACUUUAUGUAGGAGCCAGUUAAUAAACAUUCUUGUCACUCAUCUUA
This is a messenger RNA of Miniopterus natalensis, 1082 nucleotides long. Lineage: Eukaryota; Metazoa; Chordata; Mammalia; Chiroptera; Miniopteridae. The record is from RefSeq and is a predicted model, not a curated record.